Pelecanus crispus (Dalmatian pelican) is the source of this 276-nucleotide messenger RNA. Lineage: Eukaryota; Metazoa; Chordata; Aves; Pelecaniformes; Pelecanidae. The record is from RefSeq and is a predicted model, not a curated record.
GGGAAAGAGGCUCCUUUUCAGCACUUUGAUCCUUCAAUUCUUUUCCCCAAAUCUCGGGACUACUGGACCUACCAUGGUUCGUUCACUACACCCCCCUGUGAGGAGUGCAUCACUUGGAUUCUCUUGAGGGAGCCGAUUGAAGUCAGCUCAGACCAGAUGGCGAAGCUCCGUAGCCUUUCCAAGAAUGGUGAGAACGAACCUGUGAACCCACUGGUUGAUAACUGGCGCCCACUUCAGCCUCUGAAGGGCAGGGUAGUGAGAGCCUCCUUCAAGUGA